Molecule: messenger RNA, 2965 nt
Organism: Anopheles stephensi (Asian malaria mosquito)
Lineage: Eukaryota; Metazoa; Arthropoda; Insecta; Diptera; Culicidae
Exons: 2
Coding region: 22-945 (307 amino acids)
Source: RefSeq, a predicted model, not a curated record
GAGAGGAUUUUGAUUUGAAAAAUGUCGGUUAGCGACAGAACCUUUAAGGUGGAUUUCUCGCAAAUCCCAAGAAAGCCCACACGCACGGAAAUUUUUAGCUUCCUUACGGACAAGCUAAGCCUAAAACCGGAAAAGCUGGAAAUGGUACAAUUCCUGAACCUUUCCACAUCUGUGGUGGUGGAGAUGAAAGAGGAGGGCGAUGCUCUCUUAAUAGUGGAGGUGCAUGAUAGAAAGCACACCAUCACGUGUAACGGUCGGGAUCACGCGAUCCCAAUCACAAUGGAGGACGACACCAAAGUCGUAACCAUACAGGAGGUAUCCGCCAAGGUGACUAACGCGGAUAUUAUAUCAGCUUUGGAGGCCUUCGGAGAGGUGAAGGGGGCAAAGGACCUCCUCUGGGAGGAGCCUACGCCUUUCCCAGGCGUAAGAAACGGCAACAGAGCGGUGAAAAUGUUAAUUAACAGGCCCAUUCCAUCAUACAUCACCAUAAAGGGUGAGCGGGGUAGGAUCACAUACCGCGGGCAGGAACAAACCUGCAUGUACUGCGAUCAAAUGGUCCAUUACGGUGUUUCCUGCACACAAAACAGGAAAAAUAACAGCCAAAAGGCAUCAGGUGUCAACCAGCGCCUAUACUCGGCAAUAGUACAGGGCAACCACACUACGGCCAAAGAGGGCUCAACAGAAAAAGUGGUAACCACAAAAAGUGUCCCCACCCAAGUGGGUACAAUUACUAGAAAAAAAUCCAUUGACGAACCAGGCUGCAGCAAAGCACUGGAACGCAUAGACUACGGUAAAAGUGUCUCGAACACUAUGACACUUAACAAAAGAGCAAUGUCCGACAGCUCCUAUCCAGACACAGACGAGGAAAAAGCAGGGGUCUCCCAGCAUGAUUUUAAAAAGCCACACAAAAAAAGCACCAAAACGAACGAACGUAGCAUACUAUAAACUGCCAAACAGCCCCUAGGACCCCGAUUCAAGACUUCAAAGACACCAUUACGCAAAUAAUACACAAUACAAACAACAGGAAAUGCCUAAUAGCCGCAGACCUCAACUCGCAUCACACCUCAUGGGGAAACCCUUGGAGCGACAAUUAAGGUACGUUUAUAAUUAACGAAAUAGACAAUACUCAACUAACAAUUUUGCACAACAAAGAACCUACAUACAUCCCCACAGACUUAAACAAAAGAAAUACAGCAAUAGACUUAACAUUCGUAACAGAAAACAUAACCGAUAAAUGCACAAGGGUAGUACUAGAUCACCACAUGGGAGCCACCAAUCACAAAACAAUUAUCACAACUAUAGAAACAAUCAAUCACAAACAAGCCCGACUAAUAACAAACAGGAAAAAACUUUACCAUGAAUUAAAACAAAUGGAAAUAGAGGAACACACCUCAGUGAAACAAAUUUUCCAGAAAAUAGACACACUAGUAAAAGGAAACACCUCUAAAUCAAAAAAACCACUAAAAAUCUGGUGGAAUAGAGAAACGGAAAAAGCUUGGAAGGUAAAAAACAAAAGUAGACAAAUUUUCAAUAGAAACAAAACAAUAGAGAACGAAAUUGAAUUCAAGAAAAAUCUAGCUAAAUUCAGACUAAUUAAAAGAAAACACAAAAUCCAAAAAUAUGAAGAGAAACUUAGCGAGAUAAACAAUUACACUAACACCACAGAAUUAUGGAGAUUUAUAGGAAAAAUCGAAGGCAAAAAAACAAACACAAAAGAUGAAAAUCUCAUCCACAACAACAAAGAGGCAGCAAAAACAUUUUUAGAAGAAAAUUUUCAAAAAAAUAAGAAAGGGAACAAAAAACCUUAUCAAUAUGCUAGGCCAUUAAACAAUAUCAUGGACGAAGAAAGAUGGCAUAACAUUCUAAAAAAAAAGAAAAAUACAGCCCCAGGGCCUGACAAAAUCUCCUACGAAAUUCUGAAAAAUAUAAAUAGACCAUCGGUCAGUAAAAUAGUAAAGGAGAUAAAUAACAUGUGGGAAAAAGGAAAUUUAAAAAAGCAAUACAAACACAUAGAAAUAGUGGCGAUCCCCAAACCAGGGGCUGAUAGAAACAACGCUAAAAACUAUAGGCCCAUAGCUAUGAUUCCGGCUAUCACUAAAAUCAUAAAUUCAGCAGUGUUAGAAGACCUCAACAGACACUGUCACAACAACAACAUUAUACCAACAACUUCUUUUGGCUUCAAAAAAAACUGUACCACAAACCAAUGCGUCAACUAUUUAGUGAAUGAAAUUACAUCCAACAAAAGAAAAAACUGGUUAACUGGAAUAAUGUUUAUAGAUUUAAAAAGCGCGUACAACAACGUACACACAGACUCGCUCAUACAAAUUUUGGAGCAAAACCAGAUUCCGAUAGAAAUCAUUAGAUGGGUAGGAAGUUUCUUAAACAACAGAACGAUAGAAAUAAAAUCAGAAGGAGAAAAGCUAAAAAAAUUAGUGUCAGACGGUUUACCACAAGGGGAUGUCCUCUCACCCACCUUAUUUAACAUCUACACCAAAAAAAUCCACGAAACACUCAACAAUAGCGACGGAAAAGUUUUACAGUAUGCGGACGAUUUCGUAAUCAUUCAAAAAGGGAAAACAGCCACAGAACUGGAAUAUAAGAUGCAAACAGCGAUCAAUAGUUUUUCAAAUACAAUCCAGGGACUAAAGCUUCCAAUUAACAUAGACAAAACAAAAUUUAUGAUCUUCAGCAAGAAACCCCAAAACAUCACUAUACAAAUAAGAAACCAGCGAAUAGAAAAAGUUACAGUUUACAAAUAUCUCGGAGUGUGGAUUGAUGGCAACCUAUUUUUCAAAAAACAUGUAGAAGAACUCAAGGAUAAAGCUAGAAAAAGAUUACAGUUAGUGAGAAGGAUAUGUAACACCAAAAACAACCUCAGCCCUACGAAAACCAUUACUGUACACAGAGCCAUUAUAAGGAACAUUUUGGAAACUGGCUCCCUGUACACUCUAAAUGCAAAAAAAAA